AUGAGUUACUUCCACACUGAGUAUAGCAAGUUCCUGGCGAACCCUAGGUCCGCCCAGGUCGCCGCGAAUAUCUCGUUGAUCUACGUCACUUCAACCACCAAAUUCGAGGGCAGUGAUUCGGUACUGACCCAUCUGUCGCGCCAAUCCUCCAUUGUCAAGAAAAAGGCAGAGAAUAUCAUCAAUGCGAUUGAAUCUUCUGAUUCGUUGGUGUUGGACAUCGAGACAACACUGGAAUUCCUCCAGAAUGGCGGGGCUUAUCUCCCCUCUUUGAGUGAGGACCACUUGGCCGACCGCGUCGUGACCAUUCCCACGCUCCACAUCGUCCGCUGGAACGCCCAACAUGAAAUUCAACAGGUCCGCAUCUAUUGGGACCAGGGUUCGCUCUUGAAAGAGGUGGAAAUGAUUGGCGCGCGCAGUCGAAACUGGCCCAUCCGCACCGGCCUUGAGCAUAUCCGUUUGCUGCGAUCGGCUGCGAAUGCGCAAUCCGCGCCGCCUUUGGCUCCAUCCCAGGAGGAAUUUAAGGAACCCCCCGCGCGACCUGGCUCCCCCGGCAAGCGACACAUCAGGGACCCCUACGGCGCCGGCUCCCUUGCCAACCUCCUCUCGCCCGGUAAGGAUACGAACGAGAAUGAACGCCCUCCACGACCAUCUUCCCCCGGCAAGCGACACCACAGAGAUCCUUAUGGAGCUGGCUCCUUGUCCGAGCUUCUAUCGCCUAGCAAGGCCCCCGCUGCUACCGUCCUCCCUUAUGCGCCGUCAUCUGCGAAACCCCCUGCGCGCAACCUGUCCGACAUCUUUAUUGACGAGGAUGCUCCCCCCACACCCUCCAAGGCUGAAAGAGUGAUUGCGCCCAAGGCUGGUGCUCGCAAACCCCGAGACGAAGAUAACCUGGACCAGGACCGUGCCCCAUACAAGAGCAACCCUAAGAGGUUUAACCAUUUCGAGAUUGGUGCUGACAACGCUGACCUGGAGGUUUCCGAGAGAGCGCCCAAGGGCAGUGUUGGCAACAUUCAGGAGACCCGGGAUGAAAUCAAUUUGGAUCAAACCCGUGCCCCCUACAAGAGCAAUCCUAAGAGAUUCAACCACUUCGAGAUUGGUGCGGACGACACCGAUCCGGAGAAGACCGACGAGUCCAAGCGUGGAAAGCCGCGUAACCAAUCCCAGUGGGAUUUCGGAGACGUUGCCACUCCUAAGAAGGCUGCUCCUGUCCAUGUCGGGCUCAGCGAGCAGGACCGUAACUUCGGUUGCAGUGACGAGGCAGGUGCACCAACACCCCCGGUCCGCCAACACGUGAACAAGCCUCGUCGCGACGCGGAUGUGCACUUCCAGAUGAACGAGGACACCGAAGAAGAUGAUGGCCGCAUUAUCAGCUCUUACCAGAGUCGCGGCCAGGGUCUGUACGAAAACCGCCUAUUCGACGAAGGCGAACAGGAAUCUAAGGGCUCGGCGCCCUUGUCGCAAUUGAGCAAUAACUCCAACCGACAGAAGAGCUCUGAUGUUCAUUGGGCGAUGGGUGAUAUUUCCCCUGCUGUCUCCAAGAAAGACGACAAGAACGUCCCUGUACCCGAGGACCGUCUCAAGUCGGUGAAAAUGAUGGAGUCUUCAUGGGACAACUAUGAUCAAUCUCCUGAGCCGAUUCGCACCGCGACGUCACUGCGCAAUCCCAACCGUCACAACCAGCCGUCCUGGACCUUUGGUGCUGACGAGUAA
Molecule: messenger RNA, 1710 nt
Organism: Penicillium pulvis
Lineage: Eukaryota; Fungi; Ascomycota; Eurotiomycetes; Eurotiales; Aspergillaceae
Exons: 2
Coding region: 1-1710 (569 amino acids)
Source: RefSeq, a predicted model, not a curated record